This is a messenger RNA of Fusarium oxysporum Fo47, 1661 nucleotides long. RefSeq lists its product as uncharacterized. Lineage: Eukaryota; Fungi; Ascomycota; Sordariomycetes; Hypocreales; Nectriaceae. The record is from RefSeq and is a predicted model, not a curated record. The coding region runs from base 190 to 1410 and encodes 406 amino acids. The transcript has a single exon.
GUGAUUAUAUCUCCAAGUCGAAUCAUUCUCAGCUGAAAGUCUCCGGCACUGAAAAGCCAAAUCUCUCUUCCUCGGCUUUUCUAAUACCUGGCCAGCACAUCCUCUCAUCUUGUUUCACACUGGUUAAAGCGGAUGGAUCGGACCAGGCAGCUCUGACAGCACCCCUCAGACGAAGCGCAAGCUGUCGUAAUGGAGGUAGAGGCUAAUGGACAGAGCUCAAUCAAUCUGCUUGAGCCCUGGCGCUGCCAUUCUGCAGGCGGCUGCCACGAUGACCUCCCCAUUUCUCCACUGGAUCUCGCUUCGGAUGACUUGACUCAAGUCCCAAGAUGCUCCAGCUCAGACCCUUUGUUCGAAGCAUUGAUGGGAGAUUCGAAGUACCGUACUGUUCGGAAAGCAGAAAGUACUGAAGGCUAUCGGAAGCCAAAUGCAAAAGAAACGUUAAUCCCGAGGUCCCGACCCGAAGGCCCGGGAUUCUCUUUUCCGUCAACAGAGGAUGCAAGAAACAAAUCCAGCCCUUUAGACAUACGGCCUGAACCAGCAUCAACGGGAUCUCGCGGUAUCAAGAGAAAGCGCUGCAAGUCCGAUGUCGAUGGCUUCAACACAGCCGACCUGUGUGUCAAGAAACGUCGACUUCGUGCCGAACUUAUCACGAGUCGUCUUUCUCAGCCUUAUUCUCAACCUGCCACUCACAUUCUUAAUCGAGAAGGUCAAGAGGCUGGCGACAAGCGCUUCUUGAAGAUGGCUACUUCAGUUGAUAUGACCCGAAGGAUCGCACAUCUUCACGCAACUUCAUUUCUCCGCUUCUCGACUAUGAAUUGUCUGAGGAAGAGGUUGAGCCUCGGGCAGGCUGCAGGUAACAAGAAAUAUGAGCAGGAAAUUGCAACUAUCACUUUGAAAGCUGCCGGCAAGACGAAUUGGCGACCUCCGAUGCUGCAGGAUUCUUCGGCGGGCAAAUCUCUGAGGAUCUCACCAACUGGCACGGGAGUUGUUGGACCUUCAGGCAUGAUGGUAUCGUCGGCAAGACCUCAGCCAAGCUACCCACCUCAAAAGGCAUUUCAACAUCCGAAACCCCCAUCAUGCCGACUAUCUAAUCCUGUGGCCCUUCCUCUACCCGUUAGUGAUGUCGCUGCAACUAAGAAGCGUACAUCACCUCGACUCUUCCCCAUCCGAUCGCCAGAGUUACGGCCUACGGCGCCUUUACCUCCGCUGGACGAUCUCGAAGAGGAUAGUUUUGCAUACAUGCAUCCUGCAGAUGACGACUGGGACGAUGUGGGCGAUGAUCAAGAUAGUGUAUAUUCUGACUUCAGCGUUUUAUUUGGACAGAGCGAUGAUGGCAACAAUGGCGAAGAAGACAGAUCGUAUGAGGAGUAUUUGGAUGAACUCGACGGCAUCUGCUGGAUGUCAAGAUAGUUAGGCAAAUAUAUAGUGGCGUCUCUGGGCAUCUCGGGGAGCAUUUAAAGGAAUUAUGUAAAGUAUACUUCUAGCAUUGGGUGGCAAUAUGUUCUUAUUCAUGUUCAAUAUGGCGAUAUUGAAGCAUUAUCCAGCCGCAAGGACAGGAACAAAAAUAGGCUAUACUGGUUUGUAUUAUUAUUCGGCCAGAUGGGGAGGCUUAGAUACACCACAGCUCAAGCAACGGGUAACAGAUUGACAUUGAUACGUGA